CUUAUCAGUUCUGUUCAAUGGGAUUGAUUUGUAUAAAGCUUCAGUUUGGAGAUGAUAUCUUCACAACAACACAAACAAAGGAAGAGUCAAGACGUCUAAAAUGUUCAAAGCAUGGAAAUUUUUGCUAGCUUUUGGGCUGAUGGCCGAGGUGAGAGGUUGCAUGGGCGCAGCUAUCGGCAGCACAAAAGUUGUAGUUUGCCAGUACAAUAGUUGGGCGCCGUACAGAACCGCACCUGGCAAUUUUACCGCCUCGAUGAUCGACCCUAAUUUGUGCACCCACGGCGCCUAUGAAUUCGCUUCUUACAAUCCCUUGAACGACGAAAUCUCGCACUCAAACCUGCACGAUCUAGAUUCUGAGGACGGAAAGGCUGGAGGCUACAGACAAAUGGUUGAGCUGAAACUGAAAAAUCCUAAUUUUAAGCCCAUGCUUGGCAUUGGUGGCGCUGGAGCAGGAAGAGAUGCAUUUACUGAGAUGGCAGCAAGUCCAACGAGACGUGCAGUUUUCACACAAAACGUGAUCGCCUUCCUAAAGUUACACAAUUUUGAAGGUCUCGAGUUUGAUUGGGUUUCGCCAGUUUACCUCGAAACAAUGGCGAGUUUUGGCACGUUGUUGAGUGAGAUGAGAGUGGAAUUUGAUAAGGAAGGCUUGGUCUUGAGCGCCAGCUUGCAAGCCGUUCCCUAUGUUAACACCGGCUUGGACGUUAUCUCAAAUGCCUGCCACUUUGUUGUUCUGAUGACCUACGACUACAACGGGCCAUGGUGGUUGGUCACAGCCAACUCGGCGCCUCUUUACGGUUGGGGCUACUAUAACGUCAAUACGUCCGUCUAUGAGCAUAUCAAGUAUCAGGUGGAUCCAGCGAAAAUUGUACUCAGUGUCCCUGCUUAUGGCAGAAGCUACACCCUAGUCGACCCUGACAGCCACACUUUGGGUUCAAAGGCCUCAGCUCCCGGCGCCGCCGGCCCUUAUACAAGAACACCAGGCUGGAUUAGUUUCAAUGAGCUUGCUGAAGAUAUUGAGAAUUGGACGACUGAAAGAGACCCUUCAAGUUUAUCACCUUAUUCUUAUAAAGGGGACCAGUGGGUUUCCCAUGAUGAUGAAAUUUCUACUAAAGCAAAGGUUGAAUAUGUGAAUUCGAUGGGAUUGGCUGGCGUUGCAAUGUGGUCGGUGGACGAGGACAAUUUCUUCGAAAACUUCACUCUGCUGAAAACUAUUAACCAAUGGCUCAACUGAAGUUAGAAGCCGUUUAAUUUAAUCCUUGUACGAAAACUAAUUUAUUUUAUUUUCUCAAUUUGUGACAAUCUUGUAAACUAUAAAAUAAAAUUAUGCAUAAAGUUUAAUACACUUA
Molecule: messenger RNA, 1346 nt
Organism: Neocloeon triangulifer
Lineage: Eukaryota; Metazoa; Arthropoda; Insecta; Ephemeroptera; Baetidae
Product: probable chitinase 10
Exons: 9
Coding region: 101-1231 (376 amino acids)
Biological process (GO): carbohydrate metabolic process; chitin catabolic process
Cellular component (GO): extracellular region
Molecular function (GO): chitinase activity; chitin binding
Source: RefSeq, a predicted model, not a curated record